Messenger RNA from Carcharodon carcharias (great white shark), 3486 nucleotides. It is a transcript of the gene iqub, whose product is annotated as IQ motif and ubiquitin domain containing. Gene Ontology annotation, molecular function: protein binding. Gene Ontology annotation, cellular component: motile cilium; acrosomal vesicle. The coding region runs from base 87 to 3002 and encodes 971 amino acids. The transcript is spliced from 21 exons. The record is from RefSeq and is a predicted model, not a curated record. Gene Ontology annotation, biological process: cilium assembly. NCBI's taxonomy places the organism in Eukaryota, Metazoa, Chordata, Chondrichthyes, Lamniformes, Lamnidae.
GACAAAUGGCAGAAGGAGAGGCAGACAGCAGGGAACCCGACUCGGAGGUCAGCAAAUACUCGGGGACAUAACCCCGCCCCAGACAAAUGGCAGAAAAUGACGGCCACAUCCAGGAAGCUAAAGAACAAAGCAAUGCACCUGAGAAAGAGGAGAACCCUUCUGACCAAGCCACAGAAGUUCAUGAAGUGUCAGAAGAGGGUCCUCCUGUAGAGCCAGCAGUUGGAACAUCCGAUACAAGACCUAUAAAAUAUGAUAAUGCUGAGUCACCUUCAGAAAGUUCCGAAUUUUUUAAUUAUGAUACGGGAGAAUCAUCUGCAUCUGCAGCUACUCUGUUUGAUGAAGAGACAGCAAAUAAAACAUCACACGAGACUGUGUCACUGGAAGUUGCUGGUAGUCCAACAGAAGAUUCUGAAACUGUAGGCCAUGAUAUAGGGGGAGGUCCAACUGAUGAAGUCACAACAGAUGAAACAGUGGGAGUAAAGGAUGUUACAAUACAAGAGGCAGUGCCACCAGAUCAUGUUGAUAUAACCAAACCAGACAUGCCAAGAGAAGGACUUAUUAUAAUUGACUGUAGCAAAACUGGUGUGGGAGAAGGCACUAAAAGUUUGGACAGCCCUUUACUGGUUCUCUGUGAUCAAUCAAAGGAGAAGCCAGAAGAUAUGACAGUGGACGAAGACAUUAUAAUUUUGGACUGUACUAAAUAUACAACAACAGAAAGCCCUGUACCAGUUAUCUCAAAAGAGAAGCCAGAAGAAGAACAGGUAACUGAACCUUCAAUGACUUGCGAAGAAUUGAGAGAGAAACUAGAAGCACAGAUAGCUGCUAUUGAGGCAGUACAUGGUAGAAGUGAAGUAGAAAAGCCCAAGAAAGCAGUUUCCAAAGGAACAGAUACUGCUGAGUGCUUGGUUUAUCGAACUCCACCAACUGCUGCUGACAGAGACUUAAAAAAAAGAUCAGUACUGCAGUCAUAUCCUCCACUACCAAAGACCCCAUCACCAGACAUUGCAAGUAGUACAGCCACAGUUAAAGUUGCCCUACUUCCUACUGGUGAUGUUAUGACCGUGGCACUUCCCAUCUGCCUUACAGUAGGAAAGCUAAAAGCGCGAUUUGGAAAAGAAUUGAAAGUACCGGCAUGUAUACUGCAAAUGACAUGUGACGGCAGAAUGGCUAAGGAUUCUGAAACACUUGUAGAUUUAGGAGUUAGACCACAUGGCUCUAUCCAGCUUGAACUGGCAUCCAGUGAACCUGAAAAAUACCCAAUCAAACUCAUAAGGCCACAGCAGGAAUCUGCCACAUCUGAUGUGAUAACUGUCACAGUUCAAAAAGAUGACGAGACCUGUUGCUCUGUGGUGGUAGAAAUUGAAAGACUUCCCUAUCACAAGCCUUUUCUGGGUGGCUACAAACACAGACCUACAGGAAAAGAAUUCCAUCAUGCAGGAACACAGACUCCACUCAAAAGGAGAACAAACUGUUGUGUGGAGAAGUUCUGCAGGGAGACACAGACAGUUUCUGACAAGAAUCAGUAUCAACAAACAGCAAAUGACACCUCCACACAGAUGACCAAAAUUGGCUGUUACGUGUCCAAUAUCACAGAUAAGUUGAUUACUCCAGGAAAGUAUUUCACUGCUGCAGAAUACUAUGCUUGUAGGCUGAAAGCGGUAAUUGUGCUGCAGACCUAUUUUAGACGCUGGGCUGCCAAGAAUUAUGUUCAGCAACUGAGGAUGCAAAAGAGUAGGAGGGUGCAAUGGGAACUGGAGCAAGAAUUGAAAGUUAAAAUGGAAAAGCAAAAUUACAUAAAGAAGCAGUACGAAAGAAGGAUGAACCCUAAGACAAAAGAAGAUUUUGAUCUACUUUUUCAUGCAUUGGAAGUCUGGAAGCAGGAGGAGCUGAGUAACAUAAACCGCACCCUUACUGGACCAGAGAGAAAAGCAGCUCUUUACACGCUUCUGGAACAAGAAGCACAGCUCAUUGCGUCAAUUUCUCGCCAUAAAGUUGAUGCUGCUAAGGAAACUGGACCAAAACUAAUUCAGAACCUUCUGAAUAAGUGUGCAGACCCCAUAAGGUGGAAAGCAUAUGAUGGGAGAGUCACUGAAAUGGACACACCGUUCACUAUCCGGGCCAGAGAGCUACGUGAUAUUUACAACAGUAUUAACAUGAAAUACCUGACCCAGGAUGAGAGGCUGGAUGCUCUUUUAACACUAAAACACACAGUCAAGGAACAUGACUGUAAGUUAACACAAGAAAUUGUGGAAUUGAUUGACAGAGAGGCAGACCUUCUCAUGAGACAAGUAAAGGAAUCUUACCUGGAAGGACUCAGGCAGAGAAUAUCAACACUCUUUCUUCAGUAUAUCAAAACACCAACAUUUAACCCAGAAGUUGCCAGAUUCCUUAAGGUUCCACAGGAUCCAAUGCAAUUGCGCAAAAAUGUUUACUUCUGUUUAAGCUGUGGAAGCUAUUUACCAUCCACAGAGUUCCCCUUGUCGCUAACUUCACAGACUCUUCGAAUGUGUCGACAAUGCUUUAAGCUGAAUAAUGAAGCUCGUCGCCGUGAAGAAGUGACCAUGUACAAACUGAUGCUUAAGCGGCUGAGAAAAACUGAGGCAAAUUUUGAAGAUGGAUCACAGCUGGCAUUCUUAUUACAGGAACAAGAUAUGAAACAUCUUGUUGAUAGUAUUUGGGGUACACAGUCUGCACUGAGUGCUUCGAACAGUCUGAAAGAUCUAACAAUGAUAAGGUGGGAUAAAAGGUUUGAGUGGUCACCAUGGAACUGUAUUCUCCUGACAGAAGAGGAAGCUGUGGCACAUCUUAAAAUCAGUAAUAUUGAAAAGGACUAUGAAGCCACAUUUAUUCGCAAGAUCAAGCACCGACACACUUUGGGAAAGACCUAUUUUUCCCGGAUUCCUGAAAUAGUGAAUUAUGCGCACACUUGCUUGAUGCAAGACUUGACUUCCAAGAACAACCUCAGAAUUACAAAUUCAUUUAGUUCUAAACAGAAGUCAUAGUGUUAGACAACAAUGUUUCGAUGUUUGAUUUCAAUUAAAGAUUGCAAAUUUGUUAACUUAAAUGUUGUAAUGCUAUUCCAUUAUCAUAGAUUAUAAGUAUUAACAAAACUUUCUAAUUGAUAUCUACAUAGUUUAUAGUCGACUAUUUUAUUUCAAGCUCAUGGACUGAAAGACAAAUGAAUUGAAGUGUAACUAGAAUCAAAUUUGAAAUCCUUUUUGUAUUAAGUUUUAUUCAACGUAACGUAGUGGUAUUCAUUCCCACUAUUUUCUCAAUACAAGUUAUUUCCACAGACACUGGAACUGCACAAAGUAUCGGGGUGGUGUUCUCACAGGUAAAACAACAAAGCUUUCAGUCAUUUUGGUAUCCACUGGAAAUAGUGUGGGCUACCCAACUUGUAAUGCAGAUGUCUUCAAAUUAGUGAAAAACACUACAUUUCUGCUCAGUAUAAAAAAGUAUAAGGUACAUUUAUUGACAAAUAAAAUU